Molecule: messenger RNA, 894 nt
Organism: Bemisia tabaci
Lineage: Eukaryota; Metazoa; Arthropoda; Insecta; Hemiptera; Aleyrodidae
Product: ATP synthase subunit d, mitochondrial
Biological process (GO): proton motive force-driven ATP synthesis
Molecular function (GO): proton transmembrane transporter activity
Source: RefSeq, a predicted model, not a curated record
CCCUUCCCCUUGAUCCCAUCUUAGUUCUCUUGUCAAGACGAACUAAGGUCGUGAAAUUCGAUUUUCUAGUUUUCCGGGAGUGCUUUUAAUUUACUAUGGCGACUAAGAGGUUUUUGAAAUCCUCUGUGAACUGGGCAGCACUCGCCGAAAGAAUGGCCGACUCCCCCCAGAAGCCCGAAUUUCUUGCUUUUAAAGCAAAAUGUGAUUCAUACUUCCAGAAAGUUGCAGCGCUCCCAGAUGAACCCCCAAAAAUUGACUGGAAACAAUACAAAUCAGUAUCACCGGAAAUAGUUGAUUCCUUCCAAAAGCAAUAUGAAUCUUUCAAAGUUCCCUACCCAGAAGACAAGUACAGCCAUAUCUAUGAUAGUGCGGCAGAAGAAUCGAAAGUUACGGUGGAAAAAUUUCAAGCUUUCUGUCGCCUAGGUAUUAGUCGAGCAAAUGAGCACUUGACCAUCUGGAAAGCGAUGCCACCAAUAGAAUCCAUGUCCCUCGGAGAAUUUGGUGAAUGGCUCCCCACCUUUUUGCCUGAUUUUGUCGAGAGACCAACAUUCUGGCCCCACACACCAGAAUUCCAGCUCACUGAGCAAGAUGAAGAAGAAUGGCGACAAAAAUUAGCAGGAAUAGAGAAGGGUGAACAUUAAUUUUUAAUUUUGUUAGGUAGUGCUUUUCCUUCCUUUUUUUUCUAAUUAUUGCUUUUGUUGUUAUCAAUUGUUGAAAAUUUCUUAGUCAGCGUUAAUUGCUUUAAGGUUAUCAGGUAAGAUCCUGUUUCUUGUCUGAAGUAAGCUAUAAACACUGGCAAUAAUAUGUUCAAAUAUCUUUGCUAUGUCCAAGAAAAAAAUUCAAGGCAUUGUAUAUUGUAAUUAGAUAAAAAAUAAAAAGAAUUCCGUAAAGUAA